AUGCUUCUCGGAGAGGAGGAGCGUCGAGGCAAGUGUCACAUGCCCAACGUCCACGGACAUGUUUCUCGAGCAAUUUGUCGUGGCGGUAAGAAGAGAAUGGGAGCGAGCGAGAUGGAGAUGGAGAUGGUAAGGGAAGGGGAGGGGGGAGGCCCACCGACACCGAACCCCAGAGGACUGCUGCUGAUGCCAUGGGUCGGGAUGUCCAAUGUCGACGACGACUACAACGACGGCAUCGCCUGCUCGAAUGUGCUCCGCGAGGACAUUCUUAUCUCACUGCAGGACACGGCCCGAGGGGCCCCGAGAGCGCAGCGCAGGGCAGAGCAGGCCCGGCCUGACCGCGCGCGGUGGCGAACGAGGAGCGGGCAGAGGAGCUUUUUAUCCCGGAGCGAAGAGAGCAAUGGCGAUGGCGGACCUGGAAGCGAUGACCGAAUGACAAUGAAUGAAUGA
Messenger RNA from Marchantia polymorpha subsp. ruderalis, 447 nucleotides. The record is from the annotation of a GenBank genome assembly. NCBI's taxonomy places the organism in Eukaryota, Viridiplantae, Streptophyta, Marchantiopsida, Marchantiales, Marchantiaceae.